GCACCCGCGGCUGCCACCAUGUUCCAGCCGUCCGCGAAGCGCUGCUUCACCAUCGAGUCCCUGGUGGGCAAGGACACCCCCCUGGGCCCCGAGGACCCCCCGCGCCCCGCCGCCCUCGCCUACCCCGGCCCCGCCGCCGCCGACGCCGCCGCCUUCGCCCCCGGCUUCCAAGGAGCCGCCGGCCGGGCCCUGUACGGCAGCGCCGAGCUCGUCUUCCCCGAGGCCGUGGGGCACCCGGCGCUGCCCGUCGGGCCCCCCCAGCUGGGGGGCUCGGCCCUGCCGCACCCGCACCCCUUCUUCGGGCCGCAGCACCGCGACCCGCUCAACUUUUACCCCUGGGUGCUGCGGAACCGCUUCUUCGGCCACCGCUUCCAAGGGAGCGAGGUGUCCCAGGAGAGCCUCCUGCUGCACGGCCCCUUCGCCCGCAAGCCCAAGCGCAUCCGCACGGCCUUUUCCCCGUCGCAGCUGCUGCGCCUGGAAAGAGCCUUCGAGAAGAAUCACUACGUGGUGGGCGCCGAGCGCAAGCAGCUGGCCAGCAGCCUCAGCCUCUCCGAGACACAGGUGAAAGUCUGGUUCCAAAACCGGAGGAUCAAGUGGAGGAAACAAAGCCUGGAACAGCAACAAGCCAAACUGGCCAGAAUGGGUUUGGGCACCCCAAAGAGGAGCCCAGACUCACAGAGCCAUCACGAGGAGGACAAGGACUGCCUGGCAGAGUCAGGGGAUGGCCAGGAGGACACGUCCUUGUCCCUGGCUUAG
Messenger RNA from Serinus canaria (Common canary), 756 nucleotides. Its product is annotated as homeobox protein EMX1. Gene Ontology annotation, biological process: regulation of DNA-templated transcription; central nervous system development; brain development. NCBI's taxonomy places the organism in Eukaryota, Metazoa, Chordata, Aves, Passeriformes, Fringillidae. The coding region runs from base 19 to 756 and encodes 245 amino acids. Gene Ontology annotation, molecular function: DNA-binding transcription factor activity, RNA polymerase II-specific; DNA binding. The transcript is spliced from 4 exons. The record is from RefSeq and is a predicted model, not a curated record.